This is a messenger RNA of Trichobilharzia regenti, 2103 nucleotides long. Lineage: Eukaryota; Metazoa; Platyhelminthes; Trematoda; Strigeidida; Schistosomatidae. The record is from the annotation of a GenBank genome assembly.
AUGGCUAUAAAUUCAUCACAGUACACACAUACAACAGCGCCGAUUUUAGAAGCCUGGUUGAUUAAAGCUCUUCGUCUUGUCCAUUCAAAAAAGCCUUCAGAUCGUGAUAAAUUACGUAAAUUGUAUAGAGAAGCUUGUGAGAAUGAAGCACAAGUUGCACAUAUGACUAUUGCUGAAGCUUUACGUGAACACCGAGAAGCUGUUAGUGUAUCAUCAUCAAGUGAACAGACUGAGCGUGAUACCUCUGGUGUAAUUCAUCCUACUCAACGUUCGCGUAUUAUCUCGUCAGUGAAUGAAUUAAAUGUUCCGACGCCCUCAAGUGGUUCUACAACAACAACAACAACAACAGCAAGCACUGUUGCUACUGCUUGUGUCAUUGAUUCGACUAAUUCAACACCAACACCUACCACUCCUAUCAAUGCAACAACGCAUCAUCCAAACUGUGAUCAAGUUUUAAACUCAGUCAAUAAUCCUCCUUCUCCUUCUCCGACAUCAUCAGUCAUUUUGAAUACUCCUAUUACGACUACUGGUACUAAUGCUGCUACUGGCAGUAUUCCUUCUUCAAUUCAAAGUACAAAUCGUACAGCAGUGAAACGUAAUAAAGUGGCAUUUUUCAAUAUCUUUGAUAUUGCCUCAUCAACAGCCAGUAAUAAUAAUAAUAAUAACAAUAGUAGUACUUCAACAUCGACAACUUCAAAGAAUAUUACUAUACAACGAUGCUUAAGUCAAUUGGAUAAUUUAAUUAAUAAUACUGAAUCAGCUGAUUCCGGUACAACAAUUCAACCAAGUAAUAGUGGUAGUUGUAACAUUUCAUCACAUACAUCAGUGGGUACAGGUAGCAUCAAUAGUAGUACUAGUGGAGUGCCAACAAUUGAUUCACCGAUCAAGAAUUUGAAUUCAUCCAUCCCUUUUAUAGAUUUGACAAAUGAUUCACCGACGAAAUUAUCCCCAUCUACCGCCGCCACGACUGUUACUACUACUAGCACCACUGAUACUGCUGUGGCUACGAAUACUACCCCAAAUACUACCACUACUAUUACUUUACCUUCACUUGAUGACAGCUCUUCAAAAGAUAAAUUGUCCAGCGUGAAAAUCGCUCCCUCCGGAUACUUUUCUACAAUUCAAACCUCAGUACCAACGCCAACUCCUGCUGUUACUACUGAUCCUAAUAAUCUGCUGAAUGCAGAUAAGGACAAUAUCACUUUGAGUCGAAGUAGUAAUAAUAAUAAUAACAAUAAUAAUGCACGUCUAUUGGCUGCAAGUUUAGUCGCUGAUUUAGUCUGUCGUAUCUGUGGACGUUUAUCUCAACAACCACAAUUAGAACCAGAUAAACGAACAAUGAAUGCUAAUGUUCUAGUUGAAUGUAUUCAAUGCGGUUCACUGUAUCAUCAAUUAUGUCAUCAACCAAUGAUUUUAAUGUCAACAUCAAAACAACAUUGGUUAUGUAUGCAUUGUUGUAGGCCUACUACGGAUUCUGUAUCGAUUUCCACCUCUGUAAUCGAUAUGACACCAUCAUCAUCAUCCAAUUCUACAGAGUCUACUACUACAGUCGUUUCAUCAAAGUUGAUUCGUUCGCAUAGUAUUGUGUCGUCGUCAGAUGUAACAAUUAUUUCAGCAAAUAUUUCAACAUCUGGUUCUCCUUCUUCUUCUUCGCCUUCCACUGAUUCAACACAUCAUCAAUCUUUAAUUGUGCCUAAUCCUGUCCAGUUGUCUUUGGAUUCUUCGUCUCUGUCGACUACAUCAACUGCUUUUGUUUCUUCUUCUUCUUUUUCUCCUACAAAUCCUCCGACUACAGUUACAGUCGGUGCACGUAAACGUAAACCUGCAUUCACUAGUCCAUUGUCUGGCAUUCCACGUAAAUUAAAAGAUGAACAUGCAUGACAUUUAGCCAUUGUUGUUUUUAAUUCUAUGUUUUUUGUCUUUCAGUUGGUUGGCUUGCUUAAAUCACUAGGCGGCUACCACCGACCUAAAUGUAUUGUGUUUACCCCUCCCCCUCCCCCGCUGCCCCGUCCCGCCCAUUUCAAGUUGUUUUAAUUAUACCGGUUUAUGUUUAAGAAUUGAAAAGUGUGCUGGAAGCAUAUUUUCUAAUAUAUAUAUAUAUAU